GACCACGAAACUGGCCGCUUCUUGCAUUUUGCUGUCUGCGCUGUUGCUUAUGUGGCAGCUUGCCGCUCCCUGCGCCGGCGGCGCGACAAAUAUUGACAGGUGAUAAGCGCAGCUACUCUUCGUCCGUUACAUCAUGGAGCGCCUGUACCACGCUUCCAACAGCAUCGUGGAAGAUAUCCACCAGUGCUUCAAGAGGUAUGAAGUCUCGGUUGGCGAGGAAGCGCAGCGUAUCGAGGGCGUCAUUCAGGAAAAAAUCAACGAGCUAUCUGCCAACUGCGAACGUCUGGGCAUUUUGGCGAACAAGGAACCAGUGUCGCGUCGACAGCACGCAAAGAUGAGAGUGGACGAACUCAGGUACGAGCAGAAGCACCUUCAAGCGGCGUUGGGAAACUUGCAGCGGCGUCGGUUUGAACGAGAAGAGGCCCUUCAGUGCCGAGAAGAACUGCUGUCCAAAAAGUUUUCUACCAACGACGCCCGUGACACGGCCAUUAACAUCGACGAGUCGUUACAGUUCCAUUCCAGGGCUCAGUCGGCCAACAAAAACGUGGACGAUUUGAUUGGUAGCGGCACCAGCAUACUUUCCAACCUGAGGGAGCAAAGGACAACGCUCAAAGGUGCGCACCGCAAGAUUCUCGACGUGGCCAACACGCUCGGAAUGUCCAAUACGGUGAUGAGGAUGAUCGAGAGGCGAACUUACCAGGACAAGUUCAUUCUUUUCGGUGGAAUGUUUGUUACCUGUGUCGUGAUGUUCCUCGUGGUGAAGUACCUUACGUGAGACGUCGCACGAGUGUUUUAUUUAGAAGGUGCUUAUCGAAGUUUAACCAAAU
This is a messenger RNA of Rhipicephalus sanguineus (brown dog tick), 827 nucleotides long. RefSeq names its product Golgi SNAP receptor complex member 2 (gene Membrin). Gene Ontology annotation, biological process: vesicle fusion; intra-Golgi vesicle-mediated transport. Bases 134 to 775 code for a protein of 213 amino acids. The transcript has a single exon. Gene Ontology annotation, molecular function: SNARE binding; SNAP receptor activity. The record is from RefSeq and is a predicted model, not a curated record. Gene Ontology annotation, cellular component: late endosome membrane; SNARE complex; endoplasmic reticulum membrane. Lineage: Eukaryota; Metazoa; Arthropoda; Arachnida; Ixodida; Ixodidae.